AUGGAGUCUUCUCCCCCAAGGAGCAGUUUCACUGCUUCCGUGGCAGGUGUGAAGCGUCCAGCGUCUCUGUUGCCCGCGUUUGAGCCAUUGAGCUCGUCGCCCUCUCUGCCUCGUCCCCAGAAGCGUGUAGCACGCGAGGACAAUGGCCUCGCCUCGAUGUACCCUACGCCGGUCCCGACCUCGUCCACCCAUAUUAUGUCCUCCUCUCCGCCUCGCAUGGCCCUGUCUCGAAACGCGUCACGACGAGCCGUCGUCUCCUCCAACUCGGAACGGUCUCCGCUGUCCGCUGUGCCAACAUUGAUGCUCUCGGAGAAUGGUGACCCCCUCCUGAUGGGUAGAUCGAGUGUCUCGUGCCAGCAUCAACUAGCCGCCAACCGUAUGAUUUCUCGAAUCCACGUCAAGGCCACGUAUAAACCGGCCCCGAACCCCUUCGACCGUGAUAGGGUGGAGAUACUGUGCAUGGGAUGGAAUGGGAUUAAGUUGCAUUGCCAGGGGAAAACCUAUGAUUUGGCCAAGGGGAAGACGUUCACGUCGGAUAUAAAAGAUGCCGAUAUCAUGAUUGAUGUUCAUGACGCGCGGGUGUUGGUCCAAUGGCCACGCGGGGAUAAGAAAGAUUAUGUCUCGACGGAGGAGGAAAGCACCCCGACACGCCACGGGCAAUCCCGUCGGAGUCUCCAGGAUAGUCCUGCUGUUGAGCGUCCGCGGUUGGCUUCUCCCGUGUCUCCGUCUCCCGCAACCAAGUCUCUUGUCCCUCCCUCUUCGCCUCUGUUUACCCCGACCCGUUCUCGCAAUUCGGUGGUCGUGUACGAGGAUGAGGCGUCCCCGAUCCGCCGCAACACCUCUCGGGAUGUGUUGCCGUCUGAGGAUUUCCAAGACCCGGCCUCCGAUGAAGCGGACCUCUUGCAGAGUUCGCAGUCCAGUGACCUGAGUGAGCUGAGUAAGAAUGACGACUUCUCUGAUCAUGACGAGGAAAAUGAUCCCAUUAUUCAUUCGUUUGGGCCGUUCGGGGAGAACCUCCUGCCACGCCUGGCAUCGUUUACUGCGGAUGACUCGCCGCUUCAGCCUACCCGUCCGCGCAACCAGCUUGCUGCCCAGCACGACUCGUCCACCAAGUCCCCCAAGCAGCCGUCGAAGCCAGCUGAGGAGAUCCACCAAGCGCCUGCCAAGCUCGAUCUGUCUGACGAAAGCGUGGGACGAGUGCAGAACCACGCCGUCAACCAGCUGGCCUUCUCCCGUCUCUCGUCGACUCCCUUCUCGACUAUUCUCAACAACCUUCCUCCUAGCUUUUGGAGGAAGGAAGGUGGCUCCAAGGAUGUGCCCACCAGGGACCAGGUUCUCGCCAUCAUCGACACCGCCAAGUGUAUUGGGAAGGUUGCCCGUGAAGGCAAGGACGCUGCCGGGAAGCCCCUCGAAAGCGAGUACUACUACGUCGCUGAUUUCGACGACGACGAGAUGCGGCGCGAAGCUGUUGUGAAUGACCUUCGGAAGCCCGGACUCCGCAAUUGUAGAAAGCAGCAUAAGCAAUACUUCUGGCGUAAGCCGAAAUAG
Messenger RNA from Aspergillus campestris IBT 28561, 1548 nucleotides. It is a transcript of the gene fhdA, whose product is annotated as putative transcription factor Tos4. Gene Ontology annotation, molecular function: protein binding. The coding region runs from base 1 to 1548 and encodes 515 amino acids. NCBI's taxonomy places the organism in Eukaryota, Fungi, Ascomycota, Eurotiomycetes, Eurotiales, Aspergillaceae. The transcript has 2 exons. The record is from RefSeq and is a predicted model, not a curated record.